Molecule: messenger RNA, 497 nt
Organism: Raphanus sativus (radish)
Lineage: Eukaryota; Viridiplantae; Streptophyta; Magnoliopsida; Brassicales; Brassicaceae
Exons: 2
Coding region: 1-252 (83 amino acids)
Source: RefSeq, a predicted model, not a curated record
AUGAUUGAAGAUGGAGAUAAGAGGCUUCUUAAAGUUGUGUUCAUCUUGGUCACCUACUUUGCUUGUUCCCUUGCCAUGGCUACUAAUCAUGGUUGUGGUCGUGGAUCGAGAUUUUGCAAAGAAGCAAUGAGAACGAAUGUGACAGAAGAAGCUUCAAGAGAUGAGUUUGGGAACUACAAGGAGAAGAAGGUGAAUUUUUCGUUGGGUCGUAAGUUAGCUUCUGGUCCAAGUCGUAGAGGCUGCGGCCACUAAGUUUUUAGUUGGGAUAAUAAAUAUUUAUGUUAUUGUCUAAUUUAUGUUUCGUGGCGUCGUUUAAAUAUAGUAUGGGUGUUCUGGGUAUUCUAGUGUGUUCUUAUAAACUAAUGAAAGGAUUGGAGUUGUUAUAUGAAUUUCUUUUCAUUUUUAAAAAUAUGUUAGAUUAUUGGAAGAAUUUACCCCAUUUUUAUAUCACAAUUCGUGUAUUGCGCGAGAGCAAGAUGCUCUAUGUUUUCAUUUGC